AUGUAUAGAACACACCCUAUCAGUCGGGCUGGCAAUGCCCUGGCUCUUACCCUAGGAAGCAUUGGACGAAAGAUGACUACGGCUGUGACACAGUCGACGCUUGUUGGCAUGACGGGCGGCCAGAUCUUUCACGAGAUGAUGCGAAGACACGGUGUCAAACAUAUCUUUGGAUACCCUGGUGGAACUAUUCUUCCGGUCUUCGACGCCAUCUACAAUUCCAAGUAUUUCGAUUUCAUCCUUCCUAAGCACGAACAAGGGGCAGGGCAUAUGGCCGAGGGGUAUGCAAGGGCGUCAGGGAAGCCAGGUAUCGUUCUGGUCACCUCCGGACCCGGUGCCACCAAUGUCGUUACCCCGAUGCAGGAUGCUCUGUCCGAUGGGACGCCGAUGAUCGUCUUCAGCGGCCAGGUCGUGACCACGGCGAUCGGCAGCGAUGCGUUCCAGGAAGCUGAUAUUCUCGGUAUAUCGCGCGGUUGCACAAAAUGGAACGUCAUGGUACGCAACGUUGCUGAGCUACCUCAGAGAAUCAAUGAGGCUUUUGAGAUUGCGACGAGUGGCAGACCGGGCCCGGUUCUUGUGGAUCUACCCAAGGACGUAACAGCGGGUAUACUAAGAAAGGCCACCCCUACCGGGCCAGCGAUACCUCGCAUAGCGACCUACGCAAACACCGACGCGAACCAAACGUUACUCACCAAGUCGAUCGCCAAUGUCGCCAGGUUGAUUAACACCGCGAAGAAACCCGUCAUCUAUGCAGGACAAGGUGCGAUUCAGUCCCCGGGCGGACCUCGGGUGCUCCAGGAACUUGCAGAAAAGGCGUCCAUACCGGUCACGACAACUCUGCAAGGCCUUGGAGCCUUCGACGAACUGAACGAGAAGUCCUUGCAUAUGCUGGGCAUGCACGGCGCCGCCUAUGCCAACAUGGCUAUGCAGGAAGCCGAUCUUAUUAUAGCACUGGGGGCACGGUUCGACGAUAGAGUGACACUAAACAUCGCCAAGUUUGCACCUACAGCAAGGGCGGCAGCGGCAAAGGGUCUUGGGGGUAUUGUACAGUUUGAGGUGCUACCCAAAAAUAUCAACAAGGUGGUUCAGUCCACUGAGGCUGUUGUCGGGGAUCUCACGGAGAAUUUGACCCACCUACUCCCCCUUUUGAGAAGGACCAGCAUGACUGAGAGGCAAGAAUGGUUUCAACAAAUCAACGCGUGGAAAGCAAAGUGGCCGUGGAGUGCUUACAAUCGUGAUGAUCGACCACAUUCAAUUAAACCCCAGUAUGUAAUUGAGGAGCUGAGUAAGCUCACUGCAGAUCGCAAGCAGGAGACCAUCAUUACUACCGGGGUUGGCCAACAUCAGAUGUGGACUGCCCAGCACUUCCGUUGGCGUUAUCCCCGUAGUAUGAUCACCUCUGGGGGUCUUGGUACGAUGGGUUUUGGCCUUCCCGCUGCUAUCGGCGCCAAGGUAGCGCGUCCAGAUGCGCUUGUGAUUGAUAUCGAUGGGGACGCAUCGUUUAGCAUGACCUUGACAGAACUGACCACCGCCAGUCAAUUCAAUAUCGGGGUCAAGGUCAUCGUUCUAAACAACGAGGAGCAAGGAAUGGUGACCCAGUGGCAAAAUCUAUUCUACGAGGAUCGAUACUCGCACACACACCAACGUAAUCCAGACUUCAUGGGCCUGGCAGGGGCAAUGCACGUUGAACAUCGACGUGUCAGCAAACCCGAAGACGUCGUUGACUCGCUCAAGUGGCUUAUCCACACGGAAGGCCCCGCUCUCCUAGAGGUUAUCACCGACAAGAAGGUACCAGUGCUGCCAAUGGUUCCAGCGGGUUCAGGGCUGCAUGAGUUCAUUACAUGGGACGCACAUAAAGACAAGGAGAGAAGAAGUCUGAUGCAGGACAGAACAUGCGGGCUGCACGGAUAA
Molecule: messenger RNA, 1908 nt
Organism: Aspergillus bombycis
Lineage: Eukaryota; Fungi; Ascomycota; Eurotiomycetes; Eurotiales; Aspergillaceae
Product: acetolactate synthase catalytic subunit
Exons: 4
Coding region: 1-1908 (635 amino acids)
Biological process (GO): L-valine biosynthetic process
Cellular component (GO): mitochondrion; acetolactate synthase complex
Molecular function (GO): magnesium ion binding; flavin adenine dinucleotide binding; thiamine pyrophosphate binding
Source: RefSeq, a predicted model, not a curated record